AAAACUAAAGCGAUAACUCAUCUUUUCACCUACGCGACAGCCUUUUCGGAUCGCCAUUUUCAUGUCACGCAACGCAAAAGCUUGGAAAUUCAAACGUGCUCUAUUACAAGAAGAAGAACCCCUGUCGAGCCAAAACGUUGUCAAACGUCCAGUUCCUAUAGGGUCUUUUGCCUGAUGAAACCAAAACCUCAGAAGGAAAGGUAAUGUUUAAUUUUGGAAUAUGACUGCGUCACAUGAAAACCAAUAAUUACUGUUUCUAACGCCUAUUUUUUUUAGUUUCCAGCCAAUCUCUCCUAUAUUUUGAUGGAAAUGCAUUCCUCACCCUGAAUCGCUUGUUUCAAGUUUCCGAAAUCAUUGAAGCACCUACUGAGAAGAAGUGAAAAUAUCGUAUUCAUUCUCUUGAAAUUUGUUUUAACGGCUUGAGAAGAGCUGAUGGAGGACGAGCUUAGUUCAAGGAGCCUGUUUGUGACAGUCUUAGAAGUGAGCUUCAUGAUUGUGUUAAAUUUUGUUUCUCUACUGGGAAACACGUUAGUCUGCCUCUCUGUUUACAGAAACACCGGGCUCCGUACGACGACAAACGUUUACAUUGUGGCAUUGGCAAUCAGUGAUUUGCUGUGCGCCAUCUUUGUGAUGCCCCUGGCCGCCGGAGUGCUCAUCUCAGGCAGAUGGCCCUUUGGCGAAGCCCUUUGCCAAAUGCACGCUUUCUUCAGCCUGUUUGUUGUGUACAUUUCGCCAGUAACCAUGGGUUUUACAGCCGCGAACAGAUAUGUGAGAAUUUGCAAGUCAGAGCAACAGUAUAAAAGAUUCUUCUCGAAAUGGAGAUCACGCAUAGCGCUUGCUUCUGCGUGGGCUUUUGUAACCAGCUACAAUUGGAUCACGCGUCUUGCAGGUUUACAGGGAUUUUACUUUAACCCUGGAUAUGCAGCCUGUUUAAACGAGCAUUUAAACGACUCUGCGAAGAUUAUCCAUUACUUUGUCGUGGUUGGACUCUUCUUUGCUCUUCCACUUGCGAUAACGAUAUUCAGCUACAGGAAAGUCUUCAAAAAGAUUCAGCAACACAACGCGGUGUCGGUGCGUGCUCUUCAACGCCAAGACGGAGAGACGACAUUCUCCAGGCACGAGAUUCGUUUAAGCAGAUCUUUGUUUGCUGUGGUUUUUGCCUUCAUGUUGUGCUGGGUACCCUUGUGGAUCAUCAUCAUCCUGACGCGUUUCAACAUUAUUGAAACGAUGCCACGAAAUGUUCAACUCCUGUGCGCUUUCCUCCUGAAUUUGUCCAGCACCAUUAAUCCCUUCAUCUACGCAGGAAUGAAUCCCAUGUUCAGAAGAGAAUUUCGGCGAAUCAUCUGUGGCAAUCCAGGAGAGAAAGUUGAGGACACACAACAAGCAUCCACUACAGAUGCAAAACAAAGAUCAAAUACGCUUUCGCUAAGAUCAGACAAUGUGGUAAUCAACCAGCAGCCCGUUAAGUCAGGCGAUUUUGAGUGUCGUCGAAUGAACGACGACGAGAACUGACGAAAAACUGAACAAAGGUCUGAAAACAGGCUAUAAGGAUGUGGAUACUGAGUAAUCCCAUUACAGCUAAGAAGACAGCCAAUCUACACGUUGGUGACAAGAUUUAUUUUAAGCUGUAAAGAAGAACAGCUGAACUCAUGUCUAACUGAGAAAGUAUUUCCCUACAUUGGAAAAUUAGAUCUGUAAAUUUUAAUUGUAUAAGUAGUUUCUGGACAAAAUUGGUUUGUUUGUAUAAACAAAACCAAAACAGACUUUGGUGUAGGAGCAUUUUUGAGGUUUUUUUUUUUUUUGUAUGUGUGUGUGUGUGUGUAAAAAAAUACCUUUUAGUCAACGGGUCUGGGGUUUGUUAUAAGCGGGUCAAUGGAUGAGUGAGAGAGAGAGAGUGAGUGCAUGAGAGAUGUAUGUAUGCCACACCAAUCAGAUUGGGGCUACCAUAAACAACCAAUCAAAUAACCGCUUGUGAAGGUGAAUCAUAUUUGUGAAGAUUUUAUCUCGAUUUCAGAACGGCCGUCUUUGUUUCUCUGUAAACAGAAACAGGAACUCUUGUAUUGGCCUUAUUCCGACAUUUUCGAUGCUGCGUUUACCGUGGUUAAGCCCAGGACUUUGUAGAGGGGCUUCCGCAGAUUUUAAAAUUCGAUUAUCGGCCGAGGAAUCAUAGUCUUUGGUAUACACUUACAUGUCAUCAAGGCUUUGCUUUUCGCAUUACUUGAAAUUUCGAAUGAAAUGAGUCUAAGCCGUUCUACAACUUGGGGAUUUCUAGGACAGGAACAUUUUUUUUUUACACGUUUGCGAUGGUGAGGAAGCUUUCGGCCGUGGUGGUAUUCGCCAGGUCAGUUCCCAUCGACAUCAUUUGCAUUACGUGUAGUUCACGAAAAGGGAAUUAAGUUGAAACCAUUUAUGUUUGCAUAGAAUUUUUCAGUUUGUCAAUGCAAGUCUCAAUUAAGUGGCGCUGUUUACGGAGUAAUACUGUCUUCUCGUUAAAACGUUUCUUGGAAUGAAUACUGAGAUACUCAUUUGAAGUGGUUUUCUCUGUCAAAACCAAAGGAAUUAUCGACAGCUAGUUAUGAAUGAUGGCUGGUUAUGAAUGAGAACACUGCUGGAGUUUUGAAAUUUGUUUUUGUCACAAGUAAAUGCAACGAGAUAUUUUUAAU
Molecule: messenger RNA, 2663 nt
Organism: Orbicella faveolata
Lineage: Eukaryota; Metazoa; Cnidaria; Anthozoa; Scleractinia; Merulinidae
Product: melatonin receptor type 1B-B-like
Source: RefSeq, a predicted model, not a curated record